AUGGCAACAAACUACACCCUCAUCACGCUGGCCAUCAUCGCCGGCUGCGGCGUCUGCGUCUUGCUCGGCUGGGCAGUGGCACAUCAGUUCUUCCCCGACACCACCACGUCGAGUCGGCAUCAGCACGAAGGCGGGAUGGAGUUCGACCAGCAGCAGUAUAUGCGUGAGGUGCGGUUGCGGCAUCAUGAGGAUUUGGCUGCUAUGUUUGGGGGACGACGGGUUCUGGAUAACGCUCGGCGGGAUGCGAAGUCGUGGUAUGGUCGGGGUGCGGGACGGGGGUCUGAGGUCUCUGGUUGA
Baudoinia panamericana UAMH 10762 is the source of this 297-nucleotide messenger RNA. RefSeq lists its product as uncharacterized. The record is from RefSeq and is a predicted model, not a curated record. The transcript is spliced from 2 exons. The coding region runs from base 1 to 297 and encodes 98 amino acids. Lineage: Eukaryota; Fungi; Ascomycota; Dothideomycetes; Mycosphaerellales; Teratosphaeriaceae.